This is a messenger RNA of Paramuricea clavata, 5482 nucleotides long. The record is from the annotation of a GenBank genome assembly. Lineage: Eukaryota; Metazoa; Cnidaria; Anthozoa; Malacalcyonacea; Plexauridae.
AGAAAUUGACGAAUGUGCCCUAAGCAUCGAUAACUGUCAUACUCAAGCCACAUGUAUGAAUAUUCCUGGAUCAUUUACAUGUACUUGUAAUAUAGGAUAUUCUGGAAAUGGAGUGAGUUGCCAAGGUGAGAUUAUCCAUAGCCAGAAAUCAUGGACAUUGGACAUUAUUCUACUUUCGUACUAAUUUAAUAUGACUUCGACUGUAACCAACACUAAAAUUAUAAGAUUUGGUUUGUGAAAACACCACGUCUAUUUAUUGGCAAAGAUUUCGAUCUAUAGGUCUUUGCAACUUGUCGGAAUCGGCUUCAACAUACGGUUAAUUUAUAGCCCCGAGCCAACGGCGCGGAGCGCCGAUCCGGGCGUUAGCCCGGGGCGAGUGUACUAAUUCGGACCGGUUAUUUACACCCGGAAAAAGGAACGCAUUAGCGAAGUCUAAAGUUCAUCAAUUAUCGCGGGCGCGUGACUAUGGUUCAUGCGUGGACCUCCUCAUUGAUCUCAAAAAUCUGGCUGUUUGCUAGGGGGAGUGGGAUAAGCGGCAAGAUUUCAAUUUUCAAAAGCAUAUAUUUGGAAAAUCACGUUUCACACAAUGAGCUUUGAAGCAAUUUUUGCAUAGUUUGAAGAAAUAAGAAGAAUUGAGUAAUAUGGGAAUCGUGAAAUAUAGUGCAAGUUUGCUUUGAAUAUUUAAUGUUUAUGAAUUUUGUUGCUUUUAAUAAAUUCUUGCGUAUAAAAGUACAUGCAGCUUUCCUAAAUUACGCUGUUUAAUUUAAGAAAAAAGGUAAAAUGUAAAGGAGAACAAAUUAAUUUUAAGACCUAACUGAAAUUACUCCACAAUUUGAACUUAUUAAGUAUUAAAAACAGUUCAUCGGCAAAGACGACAAAAGCUGUUUAGUUAUUAAAAUGAACAUUUCAAAACAUUUUACGAAGCGAUUCAUUUUGUAAGCUUUGAUUUAAUGUAAAAUUUAAAAAUUUUACAUUAAAUCAAAGCUUACAAAAUGCAAAAUAACAUACCUACAGUACACAAUUCGGAAAUUCAUUCUUAUAUAGUUAAAAGCAAUAAUCUUUCAACUAUUUUUGGCGUGUUGUUCAAAAAAAUAUAAAAUUUAAGAUUGUCGUGUUGCCAUGACAACACUGACGUAAACGCGAGCCUGCGUUCAGUGUUGAUCAAUUACUAACACAGUACUUCAUGUAAGUCGAUGUUUGGAAAAUAUAGGCGAGGGGUUGCUGCAUGCAUGUAUUUCUAGUUAAUAUAUAUAUAUAUAUAUAUAUAUAUAUAUAUAUAUAUAUAUAUAUAUAUAUAUAUAUAUAUAUAUAUAUAUAUAUUUAGUAUCAAUUUUGCAUAUCAAAUGAGCUUUCGUGCGUUCUGAUUGGCUAAUUGACUAGUAAAUCGGACGCAUUAUUUAUUUAUUAUUUACUAGUCAGUAAAUAAUGCUUUUCAAAAGGAAUGAUUCGGCUUUUCAAAAACAAUUAUUUGGUCUUCAGAAAACGAAAAAAAGCACAAAAUGUUGUAUUUAACUUGAAAGGUAGGAUUCCUUUAUUAUUUUACUGUGUCAAUCAUAUUCACGGACAAUUUCAAACUUUAUUUCAAACUCCGAAAUGGCGAAACAUUCACUUCAAACAAAUACCAAUUUUCUCAGCCAUUUCCUGAGCAAAUUAAUGCUAAACAGAAACUAUUUUUUUAAUUCUAAGUUUGGUAAAAACGUCAUCCUAUCAUAGUGUUUAUAUUCCAAGCAAAAGUCGAGAAAAACAGCUUUGUAAUAAAGCAAUAAAGUCACACAGGAAGCCAUUUUGAAAGCGUGCGUGUACAAAAACACUGCAACACUAAAACAGUAACCGUAAAACCGGCCGAAAACAGUUUUAUUUUUGAAUUUUAAUUAAACUGAUAUUUGGAUAUUUUGUUUUAUUCAUUAAAAAUUUAUACUAAAACAAUUAUUCGCCUCAGGCUCUUUGAUUACGGUCAAUAUUCACCUCGACUUCGUCUAUUCACUGGUAAUCACUUCGCCUUCUUGAAUAAUUGUUAAUUAUUAAAUGCCAAGCAUUUGUUUUGAUGAACCGCGCAAUUUGAUUGGCUGCUGACGAGGCAGUAUUGCCGACAAGAGCCGAGUUUCAAACGGCAACGAUAUCUAAAAGUCUUUCAAACUAUUCAAAACGAAGAAAACUAAACCUAAAAUAAAGAAAAGGAGCAACCGCUGUGGUUAAAGAACUUUCUCAAUACGUUUUUGUUAGCGAAAGUCGAAAUUACAAGGUUAAUUUUACAGUGUUUAUAGCUAUUAAAGCAGACAGGAAAUGUGUUUUGACUAUGUGAAGAGCUGCAAAUUUUAUUUGCAGAUAGCCAGGAGGUAUUUGACACCAUCCUAAAUAAAAAAUACAACUAAAGCAGCCACAGAUUUAUAAUUUUUCCCGGAAAAUUUCUGUUUUUGUUAGAUAAAAAGAGACAUAAAUAUGACAUGAAGCGAACUAAACGUACUCGUCCAUAUUGACAUUAUUAUUGUUUAUUAAAUUUUAUUGUUUUCAUACUUGUUGUCUUUGAUUAAAUGACGAAAUACCUCGUAUUUUUCGUGAAAUACUAUCCAAACUGUGUUAGUAUUAUAUAUAAAAAGUGCUGUAUAGUAGUUUUACUAACCAAGAGAACAUUUUUUUACAUUUGGGGGGUUUUUUUUUCAAAUGUUGCGGACUUUGUACUUUGCCCUCGCGUGACCUUUUUUCCCAUUUUUUACAAACGUACAAUGCCAUAUAAUAAAAAAACUUACUGACCUGAACCGUUCGGGCAGUACGGGAAAAUAUCCAACCUCGGUCUUGCUGUAUUGACCUCCCUAUCGCUCGGUCAAUACUGCAAGACCUCGGUUGGAUAUUUUCCCGUGCUGCCCUCACUCUCGGUCAGUAAUUAAGGUAUUAAUAUUUUAUAUAAAAGUACAUAAAUACAUGAUAAACUAUAAACUGCAUGCAUGCAGGAUGGCCAAUUCUACCUCAGUUUAGAACAUUUGUGAAGCAUGUGAUUGUGUGAUUCUAUUUAGUAUUAUCAUUCCAUUAAUAUACAGCUAUUUCAAAUAAAAGGGUAAUGUCCCCGCGUAAAGCGGAAAAGUCGAAUACGAGCGCGAAAGGCUGCUGGGAAUCGCUAAUAAAUUCAUUAUUUUUUUAGCGAUUCCCAACAGCCUUUCGCGUUACUUAAUUGAAAUAGCUGUAUACAAGUCACUUACGUCAACCGGUUUUAAUAGGCAAACACAUCCUAUACCGUUGCAUUUGCAUCCGCAAAUUAUAAUACAUCGUUAUAUUUCUAAUCACCUGUCUCGUUUAACUGACUGUCCGUUAAGUUAAAAUUCGUCUAUUCCCCGCCCUUUACAACAGAAAAGAUUUGUUGGGUAUUCAUCAAGUUUUGUUAAAUGUCAAAAUUAAUAUUACUCCAAAGUGCUUUGCUUCAAAAGUUGCAUUGUCAUUCAGCAGCAUAUUGAUAAGCAGCUAAGCUUUCGAGAGGUUUAAUAAAUAAACCACGUAACUUCGCGGAUGUUAAAGAUAACAUCGCAAUGAUAAAUUUAAACUCGGAAUGUGGAGGUAAACGUGAAUAUUUUACGGCAGGAUACUUUGCCAAUUAUUGUGCGAUAAUUGGCCGUCUAUACUAAUUAUUAUAUAAUAGCGUUAAGAAUUCAAACGCUUUCAUUGGUCGAAAGCCAUAAUCUAUUAGAGCACAGCCGCACGGAAUUACGUCACGCAAACCUUUGUUCUGUGCAGCCAAUCACAACACAGCACGUGACUUAAGGUAGCCAAUAGCAUUCCCUUAUUUAUAUAGAUCAUGUACAUGCACGCGUGAUAUUUGCGAAAUUUUGACUUUUUCAAAUUUCCAAAUGUUUGCGUGGAUAAAAAGUAAGCUAUUUACCUUUUUAAGUCGGGGGUUUCUUUUAUUAUGUACAACAAAUAACUAAUCGCUCAUUUAAUUAAUCGUUCAUUCAUUGUUAAUUUAACAAUGAAUGAGCGAUUAAUCAGCUUUCCCGAUUAUUUGCCGAUUAAUCUGCCAAUCUCUAACCCAAUUAUUUUUACAUCGUGCACUUCCUCGUCGUAUUUUAUUUUCACAGAUAUAGAUGAAUGUGUUUCCAGUAAAGAUGUUUGUCAUAAUUCUCGAGCAAAUUGUCUAAAUACCCCUGGCUCAUUUACUUGUUCUUGUACUACUGGGUACAGUGGAGAUGGCGUUACUUGUAACGGUAGGCAUUUAAAGUAUUUGUAAAGCCGGUUUUCUACUAACGAAUUUUUCGCUCGAAGCGACUGUUUCUUUUUGCCACGUUUGUUGACGUGAUGCCGAUAAAGGAAAGGACUCCCUUCGCGCGAAAAAAAAACGCUAGUGGAAAACCAGCUUAGCGGGAAAUAUAUGGUUGAAUCCUGUUUUUCUUAGAAAGAGACAUAUCUCAUAAAUUAUUUUCUUACAUUGAAAUAUAUAGAAUCUGAAUCUAUUUCGAUGGACAUAUAAAUUCACUUUGAAAUUCAAGAAAUUUUUGUACUUCCAGAUAUAAAUGAAUGUGAGGUCGGAACUGAUAACUGCGGCAUUGAAGCGUCAUGUGUGAAUACCAUUGGAUCGUUUAACUGUAUUUGUAGCUUCGGAUAUACUGGAGAUGGAAUGAAAUGUACAGGUAUAUAUAUUUGACAUUUAAGAAUAGGACCAUCAUGAGUUUCAAUCACAUCAUCGCCACAUCGAAAUCCAUAACGUAUUGCGUGCAUGGUACUAAUAUACCCAACCAGAGAUCAUCACCCUCCCCGCGGCCUUCGUCACCCGCUGACGAGGGGAGAAUCAGAAAACAUACUUUAUUAAUAUUAGCAUUUUUAAACGUCCAGAAACCAGCUCCAUUGCAGGGUAAGAAAUUUAAUGGGAAAACCGGCGUUAAAGUAUAGCUAGGGCCGUAUAGUACCGAGGCUGAGGAAAACCUAUAUUUUUCCGUGCAUGUAUCAUGGUGGUUAAGAACUGUUGUUUAUUUGAAAGUACUGAUACAAAUUUAUAUAUUUAUCUAUAGAAGAUGAUUGCCGCACUCACGGCUGUGAAGAAUUUUAUGUUUGUCGGAUUUUGGAUAAUCAAUACGCAUGCGUCUGUCAAAGUAACUACACAAGGACUAACUGCAGUGAUGAAAUUGCAGGUCGGUAUCUUCAUAUUUCUCAAAUCAUAGUGCAGUGCUGACUGAAAUGCAGAAAAUAUAACUGUGUAAACUAAAAUAUAUCGCACGCGAUCGCAAUUAAUGAACGUCUGAAAACUUGCGCAUUUUCAGAAUUAUCGCAUGUAUGAAAAUCUCGCACUAGCAAAAAAAAACUUUAAAUAUAUGUCGCCACAUCUCCAAUUACAAUUUUGGAAAUGAGGUGCCUGACCCUGUUUGUAAAGCGACAAAAUACUGUACAUCAUAUAGUAUUUUGGUUGCUGCAACAUGAUAAAAUAUUGCGUUAUAAUUAAUAACGUGAUAAUGUUUGCUGUUUUGCAAACUGUUUUGCAUUUCUGAGUGGUACAAUAUGGAGA